Molecule: messenger RNA, 607 nt
Organism: Plectropomus leopardus (leopard coralgrouper)
Lineage: Eukaryota; Metazoa; Chordata; Actinopteri; Perciformes; Serranidae
Product: transmembrane protein 240-like
Source: RefSeq, a predicted model, not a curated record
CCGGAGCAUCGUCUUGUGGAGCACCAACUAACGUCCGUUGACUUUUCUGGUGGACAUGAACGCGCUUUUUGACCGCUUUCACAACUUCAUCCUGCCGUUAGUGCGAGGGGAGGACCGUGUCUGCGCCUGCACCUGUGGAAGGCAUCAAGUCUAUCAUGUCGUUCCCUAUGAUGGGGCUCCAUCCACGGUGGACUCCAGAGAAAACUAUGUUGAAAGUGACAUCAAGACCCAGCAGGAGAUGAAUGUGAUAGUUGGACUGCUCUUGGGCUUCUGCAUCAUCGUGCUCUUUUGGUGGUUGUAUAAGAUCUCACACUCACAGCUCAAACACUGGAGGGAAAACCAAAUAACUGAUGUAGGUUUCUGGUCAUUGAUUCCCAAAUUCAGUAACACAAAGGAGUUCUUCAGGUGGUUACAUCCAAAUCACACCGAGGACUGCGGGGUGAACAUGCUGCACAGAGAGCAAGAUGUGUGCCAUGAUGCUAAAGACACAUGAAGAUUAAAAAAAUGAUUAAAUUCAGCAUAUACUGUGUUCGUGUGCUGUUUCCUUUUAAAUAACCUAAUUGAGUCCAAAUGCAACUUUUUUUUUUUUUUUUUUUUUGCUAUUUUG